This is a messenger RNA of Oreochromis aureus, 1784 nucleotides long. Its product is annotated as galectin-8-like. NCBI's taxonomy places the organism in Eukaryota, Metazoa, Chordata, Actinopteri, Cichliformes, Cichlidae. Gene Ontology annotation, molecular function: carbohydrate binding. The record is from RefSeq and is a predicted model, not a curated record. Bases 222 to 1112 code for a protein of 296 amino acids. The transcript has 8 exons.
CGUGGGUGGGCUUCAUCCGUGUUGUUGUUGUUCUCGGGUCCUGAUCACAUGGUGGAGUUUUGCGCAUGCGCGUGCUGUUAAUGGCCGAUGGAGAGAAGAUGCCCACUGCCUCAAUCCCCGUGUAGCGCAGGAGAGCUCCAGCCCGCUCCCGUUUGGCGCACAUUGCGCAAACUGCCGUUUUUCCGCACAGCUGCAGGCCGCAGUCCGACACGAGAGGCCCGAUGUCCGUGGCUAACGCGAAACACACGGUUCUGAAUCCGGUGAUCCCAUACACCGGACCCAUACCUGGUGGCCUGCACCCCGGGGAGAUCAUCAUUAUCCAGGGCACCGUCCCCCCGGAUGCUGACAGGUUUCAGAUCAACCUGUCGAGCGGCUGCAGCACCAAACCGCGCUCUGACGUCGCCCUCCACUUCAGCCCUCGCUUCAAAGGCUCGCCCUGCGUGGUGUGCAACUCCCUGCUGCAGGAGAGCUGGGGCAGAGAGGAGACGCUCCACCAGCUGCCCUACAAGCGCGGCGCCCCCUUUGAGACGAUCAUCCUGGUGCACGAAGACGUCUUCAAGGUGGCGGUAAAUGGAGCUCACCUGCUGGAAUACAAGCACAGAAUUCCUCUGAACAGGGUCGACACCUUCUCCAUCUGUGGGAAAGUCAGGGUGCACGCUAUCGGCUACAUCCCAAACUCAGCAAUAUACUCUGAAUCAGGUGACCUGAGCCUCCCUUACAAAGGCAGCAUCCUCAAAGGCCUGAGCCCAGGACAGCACAUCACAAUAAAAGGGCAGGUCAGCAUGUAUCCUCACAGUUUUACCGUGAACCUCCGGAACAGCCGGACGGAGAACAUCGCUCUCCACCUGAACCCCCGCAUGAAGUCCGGCGUGUUCAUCAGGAACUCGUACCUGGGUGAGUCCUGGGGUCAGGAGGAGCGGGAGCUGCCCUUCUUUCCAUUCUCCUCAGGAGAAUACUUUGAGAUCCUUCUCCUCUGUCAGCCCCAUCAGUUCAAGCUGGCGGUGAACGGCUCGCACCUGUUCGAGUUCAGACACCGGGUGCAGGACCUGAGCAGCAUCGACCAGCUGGAGAUCAUGGGAGACCUGGAGCUCAGCGACAUCAAGCUGUGGUGACUCACACGGAAACCGGCGUCACCGACGCUUCUCGGUUCUGGUUAUCGUGCUAAAUUAGCUUAGCCACAGCGGCCUGGGCGAUGGUUUUAAGCUAGUCUGGCACGGAGGCCGUGGACGGGUCCUAAAUGAACGGUUUCCAGCUGAGACUGGAUGGUGCAUGACGGUAAGCCGUGCUGCAGACUGUGGUGUCCCUGGACCGUUUCUUCUCUUGUCUCUAGUGCAUCUCUGCUGUGAUACAGCCUGUGUAACUAAACCAGGAAAUAAAUGUGAAUGUUAAGAAGCUCUCAACACCUGGCUCUGCUUACAUGUUAAUUAUAAGACGGUCAGCAAAACAGUGAAAUAAAUAUAAGGACUACAUUCUUCUGUACAGAUCAUAUACAAAAAAAAUCCAGGAAGUGCAGUUUUUACUGCAUCAUUGCGGUCACAGCUUUCAUUUGCAUUUGUUUAUAUAAUUUUAAAAUAAUAUUUGCAACUUAUGAAAAUGUCCCACACACCUGACACGCAGCAGUGGGUGCAGCAUGGGAUAAUAAUAUUUAAAUAGUCAGAGCAGCGACUAUUUAAAAGCUAAAGCUCCCUCUCAUCUCCUUUACGAUCGCCUGUGGUUAAAAAUGUAACCAAAUCACGCUGUAUGUACCACACAUUAUUUAAUGACAAAUAAAAGUGUUGCUGUUA